GUUUGGGAUGAAAGACGUUGCGCUGCGUCUGACUAUGCUUCUAAAUUAGGGUUCAGAUUGGCCUCCCAUCCCCGUAAACACCAAUCAAGAACAAACAAACAAACAAAAUAUGAGCACUAGGUAACAGCAUUACCAUGAAAUAUUGUAGGUACGGUCUAAAGAAACUAACUGAAGUGUCAUUAUCAAAUAAAUAUAUUACCGCAUAAUCUCAAAUCUCAAAGGGUAAGUCUAGGAAGUGAAAGAACAGAGAGCCUGGUCCGGAGAUUCGUUUUAUUAUACUCGACUACUUCUUGAGGCUCGUAAAUUUUUAUUUUAAUUCAGUUUGGUCAACUAAAUAAGCAUUAUAAAUUAUAAGGAGGGGUGGUGGCUUGUCUUUAGCAUCCCAUGGUCUAAGAUGAAAAGGAAUUAUAAAAUUAUUUCUUUCAGUUCCUUCCUUAACUUGUUCUUUAAUCUGUUGGCAAGAAGUCAAUCACCUCAACACAUAACUCUUUGCUGCCAAAAGAUUGAGAAGGAAAGAAAGAAAGGACAAAUUCCAUUGUAAAUCAAAAUAUGGAUGCCAGGUUGCUGGAGGCAGCUCAAAGUGGAAACAUAGUUUACUUGCACCAAUUACUAGCAGAAAAUCCACUCAUCCUCCUCAGUACUGCACUGUUUUCAUCAGAAAAUCCUCUUCACAUUGCUUCCAUUGCCGGGCAUGUUGACUUUGUCAAAGACCUGUUAAGGCUGAAACCAGAAUUUGCUCAAGAAUUAAACCAAGAUGGCUAUAGUCCCAUGCACAUGGCAGCAACCAUCGGGCAUGUGGAGAUUGUAAGAGAGCUGGCAAAAGUUGACAGCAGACUAUGCCGUGUACGGGGAAAACAGAAGAAGACUCCUCUUCACUUAGCAGCUAUCAAAGGAAGGGCUGAGGUAACAAGUGUAAUGCUUAUGUCUUGUCCUGAUUGUAUUGAAGAUGUAACUGUUCGAGGAGAGACUGCUGUGCACCAGGCUGUUAAGAACAACCAAUUUCAUGCAGUAAAUGUAUUGGUGGACUGGAUCAGGGGAACGAACAGGGAAGAAAUGUUGAACGUGAAGGAUGAAUUAGGCAACACAGUUCUGCACCUUGCAGCCUGGAAAAAACAGCGUCAGGUAAUAGAGUUGUUACUUGGUGCUGCUACUAUUCGCUCAGGCAUUUUGGAAGUGAAUGCCAAGAACAACAGCGGCCUCACUUGCCUUGAUUUGCUAUUGAUUUUCCCAAGUGAGGCAGGUGAUGCAGAGGUAAUCGAAAUCCUUCGAGGUGCUGGAGCAUUGCAAGCGAAAGACAUCAGCCAUUCUCCCAUUUCUUCAUUUCAGUAUGUCAAUCAGAUCACCGCAAGUACUUCUACUCAGAUCACCCCAAGCACUUCUACUGCAUCUGAGACAUGUCAAACACCACAUCCAAAUAACUUAGUCAAUUACUUUAAGUUCAAGAAGGGUCGAGACUCUCCCAGUGAGGCUCGGAGUGCAUUACUAGUUAUUGCAGUUCUAGUCUCAACUGCAACUUUCCAAGUUGGAAUUAGCCCUCCAGGAGGAGUUUGGCAAGACAGUUAUAUUCCAGAUGGAAGCAACAGCACAAGAUCCAUCAUUAAAAAAGCACAUUAUGCAGGGGAAUCAGUUGUUGCUACAUCUGAUCCAAUUGCAUUUGCAAUCAUUGUGCUUUUCAACACAAUAGGAUUAGCAGUGUCUCUUUUUAUGAUCAACAUCCUGACAAGUAGGUUCCCCUUGCAAUUUGAGCUACAAAUAUGCAUGGUUGCAAUGUAUUCUACUUACAACACUGCGUUGGUAAACAUGUCACCAGAUGAAAUCAAGCUUUACGUUAUUUUGACAACAGUAUUACUGUCUUCAAUUGCACCAAUUAUAGCCAAACUGAUAAGAUUACACGCAAAAAGGGUCACAAGAUCUGUAAUAGAGACCGUAUGCCUCGUCGUUCAAGCAAUAAUGGGUUUACUGGGUUAAAAAUAGCACGCAGAAGUUGGAGUUCUGGAGUCUAAUUAUUUUCUGGCUAAUCACUGCACAAGAAGAGGACUAGAUAGCAACAUGAGCUUGAAGCAUUCAAGAUCCUAGCUAUAAUGCGUUAAUAGUCAAGGUUAAUGGGCUGUUGGCUGAGCAAUUAGAGGCAAAUGGAUUAGUAAUAAGACAAUUGUGCUAUAUAGUAGUUUGUUAGGAAUGAUUUGAUAUAUAAGAGCUGUCAUGUGUUGUAAACACUAGUGAAUAAUGGAGCUCUAAUCAUAUUUCAGAAA
Molecule: messenger RNA, 2252 nt
Organism: Ricinus communis (castor bean)
Lineage: Eukaryota; Viridiplantae; Streptophyta; Magnoliopsida; Malpighiales; Euphorbiaceae
Product: ankyrin repeat-containing protein BDA1-like
Exons: 2
Coding region: 550-1968 (472 amino acids)
Molecular function (GO): protein binding
Source: RefSeq, a predicted model, not a curated record